AUGCCUGAGGUCCGAAGAGCGGGGAGGGCCGUUGAGGAGGGCGUGCAUGCCGUGCGCGCGGACCCGGCGGCGAAUGCAUUGGCGCUGGUGUCGAGCGUGCAGAGCUUCACAGAUCUGCUGGGAAGCGUGAAUGUGGCUAAGAGCGUGGAUGUGGACGGCGUUGCUAUUCAGGGCGAGGGCGCGGGGCCGAGCUCGGCGUAUAGGGCCAGUGUGCUCAAGGCGCGAUCGCUCAUGCGCACGCUCGAAGCGUCCUUCCAAGCGCUCCACGAUGACACAUUAUUGCUACUCCUGCACACCCAGUCCCUCCUAUCAUUACCGCAACCCGACCCUUCGCAGCCCUUCUCCGCCCCCUCAACCCGCUCAGACGACCAGCUCCGCCAAGCAUCCCACCUCCAACAAACGCUCGCCGAGCUCUCCAACCUGAUCCGCUUACACACCAGCACGACAGUGGACGCGCUGGAGGGCCUGGUGCAGGUGGGCGCAGAGCAGCAGGAGAAGGAGGGGCGCGAGUGGCGCGGCAGCAUCGAGUGGCGCGCGAGCAGGCUGUUGCAGGCGACGAGCGCGGGGGAGCUGGGCUUUAAUCUGGGUUUGGUGCCGGCUGAUGUGGGCGGGCGGGAUACGUUCGAUAUGCUCGCGUACUCGAACGCGACGCCGUUGGCGGCGUCGUUCCCCGACCCCGCCUCCGCGACACUCUCCUCCCGUCAACCGUCGAACUCGAACUUGAAUGCGUAUAACGGAUUCAGCGACCGCAACAGGAACAACGCGUCGGAGCGGGAGUACGACUAUAACACGCACUCUUCCGCGGCGGGCGCACGGGGGCUCGGGCGGAACGCGUAUACGAACGGUCUGCGGGGCCUUGGGGGCGGGAGCGGGACGGACAGUAGUGAUGGGGACGGCGAGGUCGACGAUGAGGUCGUGGGCUUCGAUUUUGUGCCUAACCGGAAAACGCGCUCGAAUACUGCGACCUCGUCCUCUACGACGCAGCCUCCGACUUCGGCGGGGUAUGGGCGGUACGAGCCGAGCUCGAGCAGCAGGUAUCAGGGGAGCAGCGAGACGCCGACGAUUGUGGAGGAUGUGGGGCCGUACGCGGAGGGGAUGCGGAGUACGGCGAGGACUAGACAGAGGGCGAGGGAGGGGAGCGGUGGGGGGAGGGGGAGCAGGAGCGGGAGCGGGAGCGAGGGGAGUUUGGAGGAGAGGGAGAGUUUCUUUGGGGAUGAUGAUGGACUCGCGCCGCCGGCGUCGGCGGUGGGCGGGAAGUCGCCGUCGAGGUCGAAGGCGGCGGAUAAAUUGUUGAGGGUGCUGGGCGACGCGCCGGCGCAUAUUAUCGACAAGCUGAAUGCGGAGAGUAAGCCGUGGUAUUUGAGGGCGGAUUAUGAGGAGGGGAAGGACGUCGUUAUCGAUCCGGACGGCAAGGUCCGCGGCGGCACGGUGCCAGCCUUAGUGGAGCGCCUGACGGCGCACGAGCACACGGACACGAGCUUCACGAAGACGUUCUUGAUGACGUUCAAGAGCUUCACGGACGUGGACACGCUCUUCGGCUUGUUGAUUGAGCGGUUCUGGAUCAGGCCGCCGGAGGGGCUGGGGAAGGAGGAGGAGGCGGAGUGGCGGAAGUUGAAGCAGCAUAUUAUCCGCACCAGGGUGCUGAACACGUUCAAGACGAUGAUUCUAGACGACGACGUGCUGGAGGAGAAGGACAUGUAUAUCCUGGACCGCCUCGCGGAGUUCGUGGAGAACGAGGAGGUCAAGUCGAUGGCGGCGGGCAAGCAGCUGGGCAUACAAAUAACGCGGACUGUGCGUCUCCCCUCUCUCCCCCCUCCCUCUCUCCCUCUCUCCUACAGUCCUUGUUUUGAAAGAAACGGCGACAACGCGCGCGCAAAAACGACGAUCUCGUACGACCCGCAGCCGACGCCCAUCGUGCCGCGCUCGAACAAGAAGCCGAAGCUGCUGGAGUUCGACCCGACGGAGGUCGCGAGGCAGCUGACGAUUAUCGAGUGCGGUCUGUUCUUGAAGAUCAAGGCGAGCGAGUGCUUGACGCGGACGCGAGAGCAGAAGGGCACGAGCGAUAAUAUUAGCGCGGCGAUUGAGACGAGUAAUAAGAUCGCACACUGGGUCGCCGAUGCCGUGCUCGACAAGGAAGACGCGCGGAAACGCGCGUCGAUUGUUAAGCAAUUCAUUCAGGUCGCAGACCGUUGCCGCGAGCUGAAGAACUUCAGCUCGAUGAUCGCCAUCGUGUCCGGGCUCAACUCGCCGCCGGUGCGCAGGCUGAAGCGGACGUGGGACCAGAUCAGCCAGAAGUUCGCGGGCAUGCUGAGCGCGUGCGAGAUGACGAUCGAUAGCGGGAAGAACUUCAAUAACUAUCGACAGCUGUUGCAGCGGAUCACGCCGCCCUGCGUGCCGUUCAUCGGUGUGUACCUGACGACGCUCACGUUCAUCCAAGACGGCGCGCCGAACACGAUCUCCGGCAACCUCGUCAACUUCCGCAAGCGCGCCAAGGCGGCCGAGGUGAUACAGGAGAUCCAGAAGUGGCAGAGCAAGCCGUUCAACUUUGCAAGGGUGGAGCUCAUCGCGGAGUAUCUGCACGAGCAGCUGAACAAGUUCAACGACGUGCCGGACGUGAGCGAUGUGUUUUGGAAUAGGAGUUUGGAGAGGGAGCCGAGGGAGAGGGAGGACGAGAAGAUGGCGCGGUUGUUGCAGGAGACGGGCUUCUUGUGA
Peniophora sp. CBMAI 1063 is the source of this 2712-nucleotide messenger RNA. The record is from the annotation of a GenBank genome assembly. Lineage: Eukaryota; Fungi; Basidiomycota; Agaricomycetes; Russulales; Peniophoraceae.